UGUGAAUGUUCCGCUGAGUGAAUGAUGGCGUGCCUGCUGGAGGCCCCUUUACGCAUCAGCGUGUUAUCUGAAGUCACAGCCACGAGUCGCCACUAUGUUGACCGGCUUUUUGACCCCGACCCACAGAACGUGCUGCAGGGAGUCAUUGACAUGAAGAAUGCUGUCAUCGGAAACAACAAACAGAAGGCCAACCUGAUAGUGUUGGGAGCUGUGCCAAGACUGCUGUAUCUCCUCCAGCAGAGCUCCUCUAGUCUGGAGCUGAGGACUGAAUGUGCGGUCGUGUUGGGCAGUCUGGCAAUGGGCACAGAGAACAACAUCAAGUCCCUGGUGGACUGUCACAUCAUCCCAGCCCUGCUUCAAGGACUCUUGUGUUCUGAUCUGAUCUUCAUUGAGGCAUGUCUGCGCUGUUUAAGAACCAUCUUCAUCAGUCCAGUCACUCCAGUGCAGCUGCUCUACACAGACCCCACUGUGAUCCCCCAUCUCAUGUCCCUGCUGAGUCGGUCACAGCACACACAGGAAUACAUCACACAAAUCUUCGCCCACUGUUGCAAGACUCCAGAACAUCAGAUGGUGUUGUUCAACCACGGUGCCAUCCAGAACAUCUCUCCUCUGCUCAUAUCUCCCUCCUAUAAGGUACGGAUGCAGGCGUUAAAGUGUUUCUCAGUUUUGGCCCAUGAGAACGCUCAGGUCUCCAUGACACUGGUGAAUGUGCUUGUAGAUGGUGAGCAGCUCUCUCAGGUUUUUGUUGGAAUGAUGCAAAGGGACAAACCCAUUGAAAUGCAGCUUACAGCCGCCAAAUGCUUAACAUACAUGUGUCGAGCAGGAGCCAUCAGGACAGACGACAACUGUGUUGUACUAAAGACUUUGCCGUGCCUAGUGAGGAUGUGCAGUAAAGAGCGGUUACUGGAGGAGAGGGUGGAGGGGGCUGAGACGCUAGCCUACCUGAUGGAGCCGGACGUAGAACUGCAGCGGAUUGCAAGCGUCACUGACCACCUCGUGUCCAUGUUGGCUGACUACUUUAAAUACCCAAGCUCCGUCAGCGCCAUUACUGAUAUUAAGAGGUUGGAUCAUGACUUGAAACAUGCACAUGAGCUGCGACAGGCAGCUUUUAAACUCUAUGCUUCUCUGGGCUCCAAUGACGAGGAUAUCAGGAAAAAGAUUACGGAGACGGAAAAUAUGAUGGACAGGAUUGUUAGUGGCCUAUCAGAAUCUAGUAUCAAAGUACGGUUAGCAGCAGUCAGAUGUCUUCACAGUUUAUCACGGUCUGUACAACAGUUAAGGACAAGUUUCCAUGAUCAUGCAGUAUGGAAGCCACUAAUGAAGUUAUUACAGAACGCACCAGAUGAGGUCCUGGUCAUGGCCUCUUCAACACUAUGCAACCUACUGCUGGAGUUUUCACCCAGCAAAGAGCCUAUCUUAGAGUCUGGGGUCAUCGAGUUACUAUGCAGCCUCACCCAAAGUGACAGCCCAGCUCUAAGAGUCAAUGGCAUCUGGGCUCUCAUGAACAUGGCCUUCCAGGCAGAUCAGAAGGUGAAGGUGGAGAUAGUUCGAGCUCUGGGCACAGAACAGCUCUUUAGACUCCUGUCUGAUCCUGAUACGAAUGUGCUCAUGAAAACACUGGGCUUGCUUCGAAACCUGCUCUCCACCCGGCCACAUAUAGACCAGAUCAUGAGCUCACAUGGGAAGCAGAUAAUGCAAGCGGUCACGCUAAUCCUAGAGGGAGAACACAGCUUAGAGGUCAAAGAGCAGACAUUGUGCAUAUUGGCCAAUAUUGCUGACGGAAACACUGCCAAGGAACUCAUUAUGACCAAUGACGACAUGCUCCAAAAAAUUAAAUAUUACAUGGGUCACUCCAAUGUGAAGCUGCAGCUGGCUGCCACCUUCUGCAUUUCUAACCUCAUCUGGAAUGAGGAGGACGGCUCACAAGAGAGACAAGACAAGCUAAGGGAGAUGGGCUUUGUUGAUAUCCUACACAAACUCAGCCAGGCAUCAGAUCCCAACCUCUGUGACAGGGCAAAAACGGCGAUGCAGCAGUAUUUGGCAUGACCUCGAAGGAAGGCGGGAUAUGGCCUCACUAGCAAUCUCUAGGAGGAUCACAUCUCCCGAGUUUUUGUUUUAGAUUCGAGUUUCGUUUUGCUCUUCCUUUUGUUUUGUUGCACAAGAUACCCUUUGUUGUGGAGACCCUGAACAGCUUCGUAAAUCAAGAGACACGGUAUCCUGGGGGCCACAACACCUUUUGGGCUUUCAGCUACAUUGGCUUAAUAUGUUUUCUG
This is a messenger RNA of Carassius auratus (goldfish), 2273 nucleotides long. RefSeq names its product armadillo repeat-containing protein 8-like. The transcript has 22 exons. Gene Ontology annotation, cellular component: GID complex. Lineage: Eukaryota; Metazoa; Chordata; Actinopteri; Cypriniformes; Cyprinidae. The record is from RefSeq and is a predicted model, not a curated record. Bases 22 to 2046 code for a protein of 674 amino acids. Gene Ontology annotation, biological process: proteasome-mediated ubiquitin-dependent protein catabolic process. Gene Ontology annotation, molecular function: protein binding.